Manihot esculenta (cassava) is the source of this 3413-nucleotide messenger RNA. RefSeq lists its product as uncharacterized. The transcript has 6 exons. Gene Ontology annotation, molecular function: chromatin binding. Bases 1042 to 3063 code for a protein of 673 amino acids. The record is from RefSeq and is a predicted model, not a curated record. Lineage: Eukaryota; Viridiplantae; Streptophyta; Magnoliopsida; Malpighiales; Euphorbiaceae.
CCCUUCCCCUCCUCUUUCUCUCUCUCCAUUAAUAAUCAUCAUCAUCAUCUGCAUGCUUAACCUCUUCAGCUCUCAAAACGCUCAUGAAAAUGGCUUCUUUCUCUACUCUCUCUUCUCCUCUCAUCUCUUCACCUUCCCUUCACUUUCUCUUCUUUUCCUCUCCCUUUCAAUGCCCACCAAAAAUGCUGGACAACCUCAUUUCUUCACCAAUUUCUUAAACUCUUCACAACCACCGUCACAGUCAUCUUCCUUCUCGAGAAAGACCUCUAGAAAUUCGUUUUUUGUUCUUAGUAUUUUGUUUUGCCUGCGUAAACUGAAAUGCCCAUUUUGUUUUUCUGAUGAUUCUGUUAGUUGAGUCGGUCAAAGCCAUAUCUUGGUGCUGCUGGAUGCUUUAUAACUUGGAUUUCAGUUCCCUUGACUUGGUUUCUGAUCUGCUCUCAGAUCUUCAAAGCUUAGAUUGUUCUCUCUUCUGGUCAGUUUUCUCCGGCACCUACUUGUUUGGUAGACUCCUUUGAGUUUGAGUUCAAACUUCGGUGUGGCUUCUAGGGCUUAUCGAAUUUCAUGACUGCAAACCAAUCUGUGCUUUGAUUAGAUUUAUAACUCUUUAGACCCUUUUUGAACUAUUGCUGAGGAAGUGAUUUUGAAGAAACCGAGGUAGUUGGUUGGCUUCCUCAAUGUGUCUCACUUUUUAGUUAUGUGGAGCAUUCUAGCCACCUGAUUAGAGUUUCUGAUAUGGUUUUGUUGCUUAAGCUAUAUUGCUAUUAUGGCAUUCAGUCAAAUUUGUGACCUUUUACUUCUUGUUGCUUUAGCUGUUUUGCUUUUGGGCAGAUAAAUCAUGGCUGUGCUAGGGUUAACCGCUUUAGAACAACAAUAUAUUGUAAUUGUAGCUUAGUUUGAAAAUAGUGCGAUCCAACUAUUUAAGCAUCCAUUGGAUGGGAUUUUAAAACUUUGCCAGUACCAUUGAGCAUUUUGGCUAUGUAAAAAGGAUUAUCACCGGGUUUCUGGUGUUUUAUAUGCUCCCUCUUGGUGCCUUCUGUCAACAUGACCGGAAGUGGUCACUGUUUCGUGGAAUGGAAAGAGCAAUUUGUUUCCCAGGAGCGGGGAAACCGUGUGGUUCACUAUUUCCUAAAGGACUCUGCUGGGGAAUCUAUUCUUGCUGUUGUGGGCACUGAGAGGAGUGUUAGGCACAUGUUCUAUGUAGUUGCUGAGGAGUUUGUGCAGGCUUAUGGCGCUGACAAUUCAAUUCAUGCUGGUUUCAAAUGGAGGUCAAGAAGGGAGGUCGUGGAUUGGCUUACGUCUAUGUUAUCAAAGCAGCAUCUACAGGGUGACCGGUCCAAAUCACCAAAAUAUGAUUCACUGCAAACUUCAGAAUCUCCUCAACAUACCUUGAAUGGAUUUAGUGCUCAACAUACACAGGGCCGGCUUUCUAGGAGCUUGACUGGACACAAUUCGGACAUCGUGUGGUCAGGUGUUCCAUGGACAUGUGGAAAACAGCUCAAACACUACCCAGCUUUCUGUAGAAAUGGGGUGAGAAUAGUGAUUCAGUCGUUUGUUUUUGUCAUGGCUAAAGGAGAGAAUCAUUAUCUUGCUUAUUUAGAAGAUAUGUAUGAAGACAAGAGGGGACAAAAGAAGGUCAAAGUGAGGUGGUUUCAUCAUAACCAGGAAGUCAAGGGUGUGGUUCCUCUAAGAAAUACUCACCCAAAAGAAGUUUUCAUCACACCUUAUUCACAGGUCAUUAGUGCAGAAUGUGUUGAUGGUCCUGCUACAGUCUUGACAUUGGAGCAUUAUGAGGAAUGCUUGGCUUCUUUUCCUAAUGCUUUAUCAACCAGAACGCAUUUGUGCUUUAGGCAGUUCAGAAGCAAUAAAGUAAAGCCCUUUGAUUUGAGCAAAUUGCGUGGGUACUUUGAUCAACCAAUUCUUUCUUGUUUGAACUCCAAACCAUUUUCUGGGGCUGACUCUAUAGGCCUAGACAAUGGCCUAGCUGGUGAAGAAGAUGAAGAAUUGAGUCUAAAUGAGAAUGUGAAAUUGGGAGCCAAGAGAACCAGAAGUGGUAGAGGGAUUGAAACUUUUGCGAGAGAUCAUUCAGGAGUUGGAAUUUCUGGAAGCCAGAUGAUGACUUUGGAGCCUUCAUGUUUUAAUCUAAGAUAUGGCAUGCCAGGCAAGAGAUUGCUUCCACUCAAGCACGUUGAGUCUCAGAAUCCAUGUAGCCCACUAUUUAAGGUUGAUGAAAAGAUAGAAUUAUUGUGCCAAGAUAGUGGCAUACGAGGUUGCUGGUUUAAGUGUACCGUAUUGCAGGUGUCUCAAAAACGGAUAAAAAUUAAAUAUGAUGAUUUGCGGGAUGAAGAUGAGUAUGGCAAUAUUGAGGAAUGGAUCCCAGCUUUCAAAUUGGCUAUGCUUGAUAAACUUGGCAUGAGGCAUUCAGGCCGGUCAACAAUUCGACCAUCUCCUCCUGUAAAUGAACAAGCAGACCUAGCUUUUGAGGUUGGCUCUGCAGUUGAUGCAUGGUGGAGUGAUGGCUGGUGGGAAGGGGUGGUAACCGGGAUCAACAGUAGCUGUGAUGAUAUGCUGCAAGUUUACUUUCCUGGUGAGAGCUUCUUCUUGAGCAUACACAAAAAGGAUCUGAGAACUUCCAGAGAUUGGGUGGGAAAUCAAUGGAUUGAUAUUCAGGUAAAACCUGAUAUACUUUCAGCCAUAUCAGCAACAUUUAGCCCAGAUGCCAAAAUGUCCAUGUCUUCAACAGUUACCGAGGACGUGAAGCCCAGUGGUUUUGCUUUGUCCUGUACUGAAGUUCCUACCAGUGCUGAACUUGUUAGCAAUAAAGAGAAAAAGCCUGAUGUAGCUACAUUAAUCAGCAACGAUGGCAUCCUAGAUCAUAUGGACUCUGAUGAUAAAGCUGAUGAGGAUGGUAGUAAUGACAUUAAUGUUUGUCAUGAUAAAGUAGGUGAAGUUCAAGACAGUGAUGAAGGUGAUGGUAGAGACAAUAAUGAAAAAACAGAUAUAGAAGCGUUGGAGUCUUCUGAGAAGAAUUGCAAGGCUGUGGAAUUCAUGGGAGUGACAGCAUAAGAUGCUCGAAGCAGGCUUGGAGUGCAUCAUCUCAUGAUUCCCAUGGUGCUACUAAUGUGGGUAGGUUUCAGUUGGUGGUCGGUACGCCUUUGUAAAUAUUAACAUGACAAUGGCAACCCCUCCAACUCAGUUUGGCAUUCAAAAUCAUAGAUGUACAGGAAUUAUAUAUGAUUUUAAAGGUUCUCUUGGUUGUUGUUUACUUGAGAAUUGGACUGGCAUAUGAAUUCCAUUGGUUAAAAGCGCCUAAUGGAGUCAGAUUUCCCAUAGUGAUACCUCAAUGUGCUUCCUGCCUGUAAGUUGUAGCUUGAUGAUGUUGAAAUAACUUAUUAUAUUCUGUUCCCAUUUGAGUA